This is a messenger RNA of Rotaria socialis, 1683 nucleotides long. The record is from the annotation of a GenBank genome assembly. NCBI's taxonomy places the organism in Eukaryota, Metazoa, Rotifera, Eurotatoria, Philodinida, Philodinidae.
AUGGAAAAACCUGCUUUAUACCCUGAUUGUAAUUUUUCUAUUUGGUUUCGUUCUGUGAAUGAAAAUAAUGUUACUGAAACUCCUCUUGAAGGAAGAAAAACAGGAGUAAUUCCUGAUUGGAUCCAUGGUAGUUUUUAUCAAAAUGGACCUGGCCUAUUCUAUACCACAGGGAAACGUGUUCCGCAUCUAUUUGAUGCUUUCGCACUCAUACAAAAGUUCACAAUUGAACAUGGCCAUGUUACUUAUCAAAAUCGAAUUCUUCAAUCGAAUUCGUAUAAAAAAGCAUAUCAGACUGGUCGAUUAUGCUAUUCAGAAUAUAGUACUUCAACAACUGAAGAUAAAUCCAUGUCAUCAUGCAAGAGAUAUGAAGCAGGAUCUACAUUGAGUUGGAUUUUUACACGAAUUCAAAAUCUUAUUAAUUACGAAAAUGAUUUUCGAACAGAUAAUGCAAUGAUUACUAUUUUCCCCUAUCAAGUCAAUGAUGAUAAAGUAGCAUUGUUUGCUAUGACUGAGACUCCGACCAUGCAUGAAAUAGACCCAAAAACAAUUGAAACACGUUCUACGUUUAAUGUCAGUGAACAUGUACCUAUUUUUUCUCAUUGUGCUCAUCCUGUUAUUCUUCGUGAUGGUACAAUACUUAAUGUUGGUUUAGCAGCAAGUUUCAUGGGCAUGAAUUAUGUUUUAUUUGAAUUUCCCGGUUCUUCAAAGUUAAACAGUGAAGAUAAUAUGAUGAUGCAAUGUAGAACAUUAGCAAAAAUUCCAUGUCGUUGGCCAAUUAAUCCAUCAUACAUGCAUACAUUUGCUGUUACCGACAAUUAUAUUAUUCUUAUUGAGCAAUCGUUAUGCAUAUCGUUGACUCAAAUGGCUCAUCUUACAAUAACACGUGGUCCAUUGGUAGAUGCGCUUGUUUGGUAUGAGAAUGAACCGGUUCGAUUUCGCCUUGUCAAUCGUCAAUCAAUGGCUGAAUAUAAUGAAUAUAUAUAUUUAACAAAAGCAUUUUUUUAUCUCCAUAUAAUUAAUGCUUAUGAAGAUAACAAUCAUGUAGUUCUAGAUAUUUGUACUUAUGAUACUCCUGAUAUGCUUAAAUGCAUGAUGAUAGAAGCACUUGAAAAUGCUCAACAAAACCCCGACUAUUUAAAACAAUUCACUAGUAGACCAAAACGAUUUGUCUUACCUAUUUCAGUCAAAUACGAAAACGGAAAUUUAAAUAGCUUAAAUUAUACGACAUGUCAUGUUAAAUUUCUGGAUAAAAAAAGUUUAUGGAUUCAACCAGAAAUAAUCAUUGAUAUAGGCUGUGAAUUACCUCAAAUAGAUAAUUUUAGAUUUUAUGGAAAAUUUUAUCGAUUUUUUUAUGGAAUCAAUACUGAUAUUGAUUAUCAAUACUGCGGAGCAAUAAGAAAAAUUGAUGUUCUUUCGAAAACAGACAAGUUUUGGCAUGAAACCGGUUGUUAUACGUCAGAGCCGAUUUUUCUACGAAAUCCUUUGAAUGACACUGAAGAAGAGGAUAACGGUGUUUUAAUUAUGUCAUUGCUACGGAAUAGCCGUGAACAUGAAGUGAGUCUACUUGUGCUUGAUGCGCGAGAUAUGACAGAAAUUGGACGUGUUCAAUUUGAUACCAAUGGUCCUGCACCUAAAAGUCUUCAUGGCCUUUGGAUUGGUUCAGGAAUGAAAUUCACACAAUAA